Messenger RNA from Penicillium crustosum, 657 nucleotides. RefSeq names its product Hemopexin/matrixin. The transcript has a single exon. The record is from RefSeq and is a predicted model, not a curated record. The coding region runs from base 1 to 657 and encodes 218 amino acids. Lineage: Eukaryota; Fungi; Ascomycota; Eurotiomycetes; Eurotiales; Aspergillaceae.
AUGGUUACCGCCGUCAUUCGCAAGCCAGGUCAAGACAGACAAUUUUACUUCUUCUCGGGCAUAAAGUAUGCCACUAUCGAGCUUGAUAGUAACUUUCAGGACAAGCUCAUUAGGGCCCCAUACUUCGUGCGUGAGGAAUGGUCCACAUUCAGAGAAGCAAACUGGGGUAGUGCCGACGCUGUGACCCAAGUUCCUGGCGUUCCGAACUCCUUCUACGUGUUUGCCGGAGGCCACUAUUUCCGAGCCACCAUCGACCCCAAUAGCCUGAAGGACACCCUUCAGUACAGUGGUGUCAAGACCAUCGAGUCGGAAUGGAAGCCUCUGGUGGAUGCUGGAUUUGAUACCGUGGACGCGGCCAUUCCUGAUCCCAGAAAUGAUGACAUUCUGUUUUUCUUCCGGGGCACACAGUCUUUGAAGUACAGCUACAAGGAAAACAAGGUUGUGGCGGGACCAAAGCCAAUCACCUCCUACUGGCCUGGUAUUGGUAAAGCCGGCUUCGACUCCAUCGAUGCCAUCUUCAAGACCCCCAAUGGCAGCAGCUAUUACGUUUUCAAGGGCGACCAGUAUGCACGGAUUUCAUGGGAAGGAGGUUGGGAUACUGUGGAGGUUAACCGAAGGAUCACCCGUGAGCACUGGUCUGCUUUAAGCUGGAUUUAA